GCUUCCAUAUUGCAAUUAUUUCAACUGGAUAUGAGCUAUUGCACUUAUUGGCUGGGGCACGGCACCGGCUGCCUCCGCUCCCAUUGGCUGCCUGGACACCUCUGUGCUGCCUCCCAUUGGCUGCCUGGAGGAGAGUGGGAGGAGAGCUCACCCCCAUCCUUCCCCUGUGGCAGAGCGUGUAAAUGUAAAGACUCUUUCUCUGCCUAUUAUCUGAGUGACUCUGCCUCCGAGCGUGUGUGUGUGUGUGAGUGUGUGUAUGUUGGAGGGAGAAAAGAGAUAAAGAGAGAGAGUAAGGGAGGGAGAGGCAAGCAGCGUCUCUUCUCCCCCCUUUAGCCUCCCCGUCUCCCUGCUCCUUGUCACUCCAUCCUUCCUCCCCUCUCCUGGACCACCCUCCAGCCCUGCCUCGAGCCAGACCGAGACCCCCUACCACCCAGACCACCCCGGGACCCUUUGACUCUCCUCACUUCUCCGUCCCACCAACCGUAACAUCUGAGCAGGAAUUCCUCUCCUCUCCUCUCCUCUCCUCCCUCUGGAGUGCCAUCUGUCUGACAACAACUCAACUGCUCAGUAUCUGCUGAAUCCACUACCACAGUUCAGCUGAUCUUAAUACACUUCUGCUGGCCAGGGGCAGCAAAGUGUAUCAGCCACACAUCCAGUCUCCCCAUUCUGCUGGAUGGCUGCCAGCCACAGGUCACAUGACCUGGACGAAAAAACCUAGGAGACUUUUGGGAUCCCUCUUCGCUGAAGGGAAGUCCCAAGGCUGAUGAACUGAUCUGUGUCUGAGUGAGACCACAUUUCUCUGGUGUCCUAUAUGCCCUGAGAACACCCAGCACAACCCUGGUGACUGGCUGGCUGGAAUACCAACCAUCCCACUCCUUCUCCUUCUGAGGACAUCCCAUUCCAGGACGGUGCUUUUGUCUCACUUCCCCCAAGCAUGGAGCCCACCAAAGUUCAGUCAGAGGGUGGCCUCAAUGUCACCCUGACCAUCCGCCUCCUCAUGCAUGGAAAAGAGGUUGGAAGUAUAAUUGGAAAGAAAGGGGAAACGGUAAAAAAGAUGCGAGAAGAGAGCGGAGCGAGAAUCAAUAUUUCUGAGGGCAACUGUCCAGAGAGGAUUGUCACCAUCACUGGACCAACAGACACCAUCUUCAAGGCUUUUGCUAUGAUUGCCUACAAAUUCGAGGAGGACAUAAUAAAUUCCAUGAGCAACAGCCCAGCAACCAGCAAGCCCCCAGUCACCUUAAGGCUUGUAGUGCCAGCCAGCCAGUGUGGCUCCCUCAUAGGAAAAGGAGGCUCCAAAAUAAAAGAAAUGAGAGAGUCCACAGGGGCCCAGGUUCAGGUGGCUGGGGACAUGCUGCCCAACUCCACAGAACGCGCAGUGACAAUCUCCGGGACCCCAGAAGCCAUCAUCCAGUGUGUCAAACAGAUCUGUGUGGUCAUGCUGGAGUCUCCACCAAAAGGUGCCACCAUCCCCUAUCGCCCAAAGCCUGCCUCCACCCCAGUCAUUUUUUCCGGUGGCCAGGCCUACACAAUUCAGGGACAAUAUGCCAUACCACACCCAGAUUUGACCAAGCUCCACCAGUUGGCUAUGCAGCAAACCCCCUUUACCCCUCUCGGACAGACCACCCCUGCUUUCCCUGGUUUGGAUGCCAGUCCACCAGCCAGCACGCAUGAACUCACCAUUCCUAAUGAUCUAAUAGGCUGCAUUAUUGGACGUCAGGGAACCAAAAUAAAUGAAAUUCGACAGAUGUCUGGGGCACAGAUCAAAAUUGCCAACGCCAUGGAGGGCUCAUCAGAGCGCCAGAUCACCAUCACAGGGACCCCUGCUAACAUCAGCCUGGCCCAGUAUCUCAUCAAUGCCAGGUUCAGGGACGUGGCUGCCAUGUGGAGUGACCCCUCGUCCAUGACUACAUCCUGAAGUAACCCCAAAUCUGGUUCUGUUUGCAGAAGCUAACAUCAAAUCCACCAUCUCACAAUUAACCUCAAUGUGUUGUCCCAUGGAACUUCCCCCAGACUCUCUUGGUUUUGCAUCAAGUGUUAGCCUGUGGGACACCUGUAGUAAAAUUCAGACUAACAACGCCGGGAUUUGUUUUUAAAUUGAUGUAGCCAGUGUAUUGUUAAAGGAAUAGUUUGACAUUUUGUGAAGUGCAGUUGUUCUUAUUUGCUUAGAGUUACAAAAGAAGAUCUUUCAUCUCUGUCCUUUAAACAUUAAGCUGGAUCCAGGAGAUGGUUAGCUUAGCACAGAAAAGGCUGGAAACAAUGGGAAGCAGCUAACUUGGCUCUACCCAGAGGUAACAAAUCUGUUUACCAGCACUUUUAAAGCUCACCAACUAAAGAUAUAAUAUGAAGCAUUUCCUCAUCAAAAUGUCUAAAAACAACUAGAUCUUUGUUAUGUAUUAUGUCACACUUACAUUAUCACAGAAGUUUCCAACAACGUUCAAACCCAGAUAAAAGCAGCUUUUGUUGCUAGUGACAGACCUCAAGUUGCAGAAACUGCAUACUGUGCAUGAAAGAAUCUCAGGUUGACAACAAGACCCCAGGAAUUCACUGUUUCAAAUUCUACGUAAUUUGCCACAAAACCCUUGUAAAACCGCAACCUGUCAUUUUUACACUUCUUGUACAUGCAUUUCAAACAACAAGACCUAAAUUGUCAAUAAACAUGCUAUGGAGUGCAUUUUUCUACCUCCAACAUAGGUUUCCCCUUGUUUGUAGUCUUUAUUGUAUGCUAAGCUAAGCUAACUAUCUUAUGGCAUUGAUGUGCAGACGUGUUUCCCAAAAUGUCAUACUAUUUAUUUAAGUAUUUAUUUAGCAUGCCUCAAUCCAAGAAUAAUAUUGUAUUUAGUUUCGUUCUUACCAUAUAAGAUAUAUCUGCCUAUGAAGUCCUAUUGUGUCAGUGUCUGGAAAGAGUAAAAUUAAUUUAAAAAUAUGUCAAAUGAAUAAAAAAAAAAAAAAAAAAAAAAAAAAGACCACACGACUGCCACUUGAGCAAUGCUGUUAGUGAAAAGAAUGAUGUGAUGCCUUUGUCAGGGAUUAUGGCAACUUCUACAUUGGACAUUUCAUGAGACCGCCAUUCUUUUCUGUCCACUGCAUGGCUUCAUGACAGGGUUGGUAGUGCAUGGUUAUGGUACCAUAUUUUAAGGUUAAGAUGUUUUAUGUGAAAAGGGUACAACGAAAAUAUGGUAUCACAAUUGUGUACAAGAAAAGAAAAAGGAAAAUAUGGGUAUGAGCAUAAAAAUGAGCACAAAGACAGCCAUUGCUGCAUAACUUUCACUUUAAAGCGAAAGUUCUCCUUUCACAGCUGUUUUAUUUUCUCUGUCUCCCCCACCUCACUUCCUCCCCUGCUCUUCUUCCUUCUCCCCUGCCUUCCCUGAACUGUUCUAGGCUGACGUCUGAAGUCACUGGAAUGGGCACACUCUAAUUUCUACCCAUCUUCCCUCAGUGCAUCACAUGACCCUUGAACAAAUGGCAUUGCACCUAGUUUGUUUUUUUUUUUAAAUUAUCUCUCUGUAUUUUACUGUCCAGAUAUUUAAGUGACUUUAACUUUUAUAAUUUCUAGUAUUUACUGUAAACAUGUCUAUCUGCACUGUCACUAGGACUCCUCACACGUCCAUUACCUGCCCAGUUGUUUCUGUUUUCUGGAAGGUUGCUUUACUUUUUUGACACUCUAGUACCUUUCAUGGCAUCUCAUGCUCUGCACCGCUUUGUUUUUCCUCACGUUUCAGCACGUCACUCUACUUUUCUUUGGGUUUUUUUUGCACUUUUUUUUCUGCAGGCACCUGAAAGCAAAGCAAACCUAAAGAUUAACAUAAUGAUGUAAAGGUUGUCCCUCCUCCAGCCCACAUUCUGAUACGCUGAUUCUUUCUCUAUUCUUUAUUUAGACUACUACACUACCUGUUCAGUAAAUAACUGCAGUCCAGGUAUUUUAUUCCAGUUUGAUUUACACUCAUUUCAUGAGUAAUCAGUGCUUUACUGUGUGCCUGUAGACAUUUGCCUGUUUCUCUUGGUGUUGUAUGUGCACUAUAGAUUGAUCUGCAUGACACACGGAUCCUACUGCAUCUCCAGUUCAUUUUAAAAUCAGAUAGGUAGAAAAGAAGACCGAGUAGUGAAAGGAGUUGAAACAAGCCAUGAAUAGUAUAUUUAUGACCUCGAUGUAUCACUCCAAUUUCAAAUGACCUCAUGGGUACAGGCCAAUAAACAUCCACUGUAAUGCACAAAUAUCAGUCUUUCUGAGCUCCCGGAGAGAUGUGACUCAAAGGUUGGGUGGAGGAAUGAAAGUAAAGUAAAUGAUGCAGUGAAGAGUGAAAUCCAAAUGCAUGCUAUAAAUAAACCUGACGUUAUUCACCUAUACUCCACAAGCGUAAUCAUGUUAUUCGUGCCGCCAUCUCGUAACAACUAUGUACGUAUAAGAGGCAUGGGGCCAUAUAGAAAGGUCUGACAACUGUCUAGUGUGUAUUUGCACUCACGUGUAGCUCAUUUAAGUUUCUCUGUGUAUGUCAAAAGGGCUGAAAAGCUCCUGGGAGGCAAAACUCUGUUAGUCAAUCAUGUCUGUUUUUCAGCUCCUUCCACAUAUAUGCCUGGUAGGCAACAAGCUAUUCCAGAUAUGGAAAAUGUUUCUGCUUGGCAUGUCUGAAACAUACUUUUUAACGUAUGUAUCUACAGUGAACCAGCCGUUGGUUUUGCAGGUUCUGGCUGCAAAUCAAUCUACAUACAAGCCUUACAUAUACACAUAUGUAUGAAUUUCUCUGAAGCUGCCAUCUAACUCAGUUUCUCCUUGAAUACACCAAGCUGUGUAUUGGUUUUAGCUGUUAGCUUGUCUUACUUCCAAAUGCACAGACCCCCAGCCUGUGUCCGUGUUCAAACUAAAGCUGAAUGUAUUUCAAAAUAUGUUUCGACUGCUAACAUUUACAUGUCAUACUCGAUUAAAACACCUUAAAAGGUGUCUUUUUAAUCAGGCACUUGAUUUAGUAUGACAGAAUAUGGUGCAGAGUGAUAACUAUGAUAUAGAAGAAAUGCUUAUUUAUCGAGAAAGUUUGAAUUUUUUAAGGUGGGGCAGGUUACUCUCAAAAUGAGGUCUGUUUCAGAUAACCCAUUUAAAAUUGCAGUCUAGGGUUUAUUUCGUUAUUUUUCAUGCAAUAUUAUGUAACCUGAUUAUUUUCUUUCAUGAUAAAUAUGAAACAAACAUAAAAAGAAAUCUGCAGCACUCAUUUCAAAAUGUAGGCUAUGAUAUUACAAAUGCGUCAAAUACGUGUCUAUCACUCCAGAGUUAAACCUGACACUCCAUCAGGUAAUCUGAGGUUAAUCUGAUGGCUGUGUAUUACUGAUUGCAGGUACACAUUUUACUCCCAAAGCCUGGAAAUGCAUUACACCAAUGGUAAUUAUAGAAAUAAUGUUUAGGGAAUAUUAUUUGUGCCACUGCUGUUGAGGCUCAGGUACCUGGCUUUUGGUUAGAACUGAUUAUACAGUAGGUUAUGAGCCAGUGAUACCUUAUUGUUGUUGAAACAAGGCUGCUUUACAUUUACACAUUGCUUCACAUUUACAUUACGAAUGUAAGUCUGUAAGUUAGCGCUCGUCUGGCUGCAUCCAGAUAACCAAACUGGUGACUGAGGGCUAACCAGUUUUUAAUGUGCCAUUUCAUCAUCCGCAGCAUCUCAUCAUUGAGUUAGUUUGAUAUAAUCUGUAAAGUGCACAUGAAUGGUUGUGUUUGUUAGGUUUGAGGUGUCUGCUGGUUGUGUGCACGCAGGCCAACUGGCAGGCAGUCAUGCUGCUGUACAGUAUGACCUGUUAGCAAACAUCUCAGUUGUCUUUUUGAUCGUCAUACUUCAUCUGUGUUUCGUCAACAUGUCAUCGCUCAUGUGCUCAUCGUUCUGAAAUGCUGUGGAAGUCAAACACCUCCUGUUGUGUUGCUUUUGACAUUUUACUGACGCGUUAACUCUUUUUGUUUCUGUGCUAGAGCAGCAAAAAAUUAAAGGUUAGCACUGGAUGAUGCUGUUAGAGGGGAUGUGUCAUGUUUCUGUUUGAUCAUUUGCUUCUUGAAGGUGUAUUGGAUUUAUUAUUUAUUGAGGUUGAUUAUGAAAUGUUUUGUAAAAAGAAGAGAAUAAAGUUUGUGUUUUUUCCCUUGA
Messenger RNA from Scatophagus argus, 6116 nucleotides. Its product is annotated as poly(rC)-binding protein 3. The transcript is spliced from 17 exons. Gene Ontology annotation, biological process: regulation of RNA metabolic process; regulation of gene expression. The coding region runs from base 935 to 1915 and encodes 326 amino acids. Gene Ontology annotation, molecular function: mRNA binding. Gene Ontology annotation, cellular component: nucleus; cytoplasm. The record is from RefSeq and is a predicted model, not a curated record. Lineage: Eukaryota; Metazoa; Chordata; Actinopteri; Scatophagidae.